Molecule: messenger RNA, 1143 nt
Organism: Dracunculus medinensis (Guinea worm)
Lineage: Eukaryota; Metazoa; Nematoda; Chromadorea; Rhabditida; Dracunculidae
Source: the annotation of a GenBank genome assembly
AUGGCAUCGAAAUGUCCUGCUUCAAAAAUUACUGAAGAAAUGCGAUCGUAUGUAUUAAAGGAACACAAUAAGCUUAGAUCGCAGUUAGCAAACGGUGAAGCAAAAGCGAAAUCGAACGGACUUAUGCCAAGAAGUUCGAACAUGCAUGAAUUGGAGUGGGACUGCGGCCUGGAAGAAAGAGCGCAACAGUGGGCUGAAUAUUGCGAUUUCGAGCAUUCAACGCAAGAAUUCCGUAAUUAUAGCGGUGAGAAUUUGUAUGCCAGAUGGGGAUAUGAAGAACCGAAAUUAGAUAAAAAACAAUUCGAAGAUGCGAUAGAAGGAUGGUGGUGGGAGGAAAUAAAAGAUAUGCCAGCACAUUCUACUAUGGAUGGUACUCCAGGAAGUGUUUUGCAUUUUACUCAGAUGGCGUGGGCAAUCACAAGCAAACUUGGCUGUGGAAUGGCCAAAUGCCACAAUAAUAAUGGAUACCCAUUUAUGGUUCAUGUCGUUUGCCAUUAUGGCCCAAGAGGAAACUGGGAUAAGACAAUCUAUGAAGAAGGUGAACCAUGUAGCAAGUGUCCGGAUUAUGGCAGAGUAUGUAAUGGUAAUGGUCUUUGUGCUGCUGGUGAUAAACCCGCUGAAGCGACUCAUGAUGAUGAAACUCCAAGCGAAGAGCCUGAAGAAGAACUUAUAAGCCAUGAGGAAACCGAAAUGCCAAGCGAAGAACACACUGAAGAUGAAACGAUAAUGCCAGAGGAAAUUGAAAAGCCUGAUAGUUCAUGUUCUGCAUCGAAGAUUACUUCGGCUGGUCGAGAAAAUAUUUUGAAGAAGCUUAAUGACAUUCGGACGAAAGUUGCUAUGGGCCAGUUCUCGACAUCAGAUGGAACGUAUCCAGCAGCCAAGGAGAUGUACAAACUGAGAUGGAAUUGUACGUUGGAAAAGCUGGCUCAGAAACACGUGGAGAAAUGCAAAUAUGAUCACUCGGAAUAUUUCCACAAGCAUUUUUAUGGCGAUGGCGUUGGUGAAAGUUUGUUUUCGAAAUGGACUUUUGACAACAAUCCUACAGGCGUGUUAAGACGCAUUCGUAAACGACUUAUUCGCAUUAGUCUAGAGCCUUUCAUCAGCAAAAUGGGUAAUUGGGUCGAUUCACUUGCUUUUUGCUAA